Sitodiplosis mosellana (orange wheat blossom midge) is the source of this 1548-nucleotide messenger RNA. RefSeq names its product arrestin domain-containing protein 17-like. The coding region runs from base 226 to 1392 and encodes 388 amino acids. Lineage: Eukaryota; Metazoa; Arthropoda; Insecta; Diptera; Cecidomyiidae. The transcript has 6 exons. Gene Ontology annotation, biological process: protein transport. The record is from RefSeq and is a predicted model, not a curated record. Gene Ontology annotation, cellular component: cytoplasm.
CUUCCUCAAGUAAUUUAUAAAUGAUGUUCAACAUGGUCAAUCUUCGAAAAACAACAGCAAUCGAAAAAAUAACAACAGAAUCAGAUUUGGUGAUGUGUAUAAAAACAAUGGUUAAUGCGUAAAAUACGUGGAUGUUGUCAAUAAUACAGGAUACAUUUCAUUUAAUUCUUUCAUUUGAAAUAAUCAGUGAGAGUGUGGAAACAAGAGGAUAAAUUGAACUAUACAAUGUCAACUACUUGUAAAAUUAAAUUUCAUCCAGAUAAUUUGUUCUCCCCUGGUCAACAACUACAUGUGACAGUGCAACUAAAGUUGACAGAAGAAUUAAGAGUUCGUGGUAUUUACAUCCAAUUGUGUGGAAUAGCGCAUGUGUGGUUUGAUAUUGAUGAUUCUGGCCGUGCCGGAGACUAUGCAAACGAUGAGGAUGUUUUAGAUGUGAGAAAUUGUUUAGUGGAUGGAAAUGGUGAAACUCGGCUAUUGCCGAUGGGAACACAUGACUACAGUUUCACAUGCAUGUUACCCAGUGACUUACCAUCAUCAUUUUCAAGUACUCAUGGCCACAUAAAAUACUCUGCAAAUGUAAUCAUUCGCAUGCCAUUAUGGCCGGAUAAGAAAUUUGAAGAGAAAUUCACCAUUUACAGGAGGUCAGGAGUUUCAAAGCACAGUUCCUGUAUUUCGGCCCGUAUACCAACCGGUGGAUAUGUUUCUAAUCAAACUAUUAAUCUUCAAGUAUCUGUACGUAAUACAUAUCGUUCAUUACACCAUUUCGUUGUAUAUAUCAUGAGAAAAACCGUUUAUCAUCAUAUGUCGGCUCUGGGUGAAAAACGAAAAACUGAAUUAGAAAUGGAACUGAAACGGAGUGUGCCGAUUUGGCAAUGUGAACGAUAUACACAUGAAACUUUUCCUGCUAUAAAAUUCAGUUUGCCAAAGAUAAUUCCACCAACAGAUACUGAAACGAAUAAAUUCAUUAAAAUUAGUUACUUCAUUUCGAUAAAAGGCUUCAAAGAUUCAAGAGAAUACGACAUGAGAAAAGCUGUUAUAUCACUUGACUUACCAAUAACAAUAGGAACUAUACCAUUUAACGAUAGCACAUCAGCCAUGAGCAUUCAUUCUGGAACAAGAACCAAUUCCAGUGCCCCACCAAUUGCUGUAGUACAUAAUAUUCGGCCAUUGGAACCUCGGUUAAUGGAAUCUUCUCCAGCGUUUCCAGAUGAUGAUAUGGUAUCGAUUCGAACAUAUGCCAGUACACCACCUCCAUUCCCUGAUGAUGAUUUCGAUCUCCCAACUUACGAAGAGGCCAUGCUAAUGGAUGAUGAAAUUAACAUCAAUAUGCAUUGUAUUGAUGAUAGAUUCACCCAUGUUAAAUCAACGAAUGAACAACAACAGAAAAUCUAACUGACUCAUCAUUUGUGUUCCAUUUAUUCGAUUGACAGCUUUUAAUUUUAAAUGUUCUGUCAUUCUUUCAGAAUUAAGUUGCAAAAUCGAAGAGAAUUCUUUAGCAACCAGAAUACUACCUCAUUUAUUGAAAAAAAAAAAUACUCACUGUAUUUC